Molecule: messenger RNA, 1602 nt
Organism: Pipistrellus nathusii (Nathusius's pipistrelle)
Lineage: Eukaryota; Metazoa; Chordata; Mammalia; Chiroptera; Vespertilionidae
Source: the annotation of a GenBank genome assembly
AUGCUGCCCAUCACGGAACAUCUGCUGCGCCUCCUGGGACUGGAGAAGACCGCCUUCCGCCUGUAUGCUGUGUCCGCACUCCUGGUCUCCCUGCUCUUCUUCGUCUUCCACCUGCUGCUGCGGUUCCUGCGGCUCUGCUGGCACUUCUACGUCACCUGCCGCCGGCUGCGCUGCUUCCCCCAGCCGCCCCGGCGCAACUGGCUGCUGGGCCACCUGGGCAUGUAUCUCCCAAACGAGAUGGGCCUCCAGGAUGAGAAGAAGGUGCUGGACAACAUGCACCAUGUGAUCUUGGUGUGGAUGGGACCCGUCUUGCCACUGGUGGUUCUGGUGCACCCUGAUUACAUCAAACCCCUGCUGGGCGCCUCAGCCGCCAUUGCCCCCAAGGAUGACCUUUUCUACGGCUUCCUGAAACCGUGGCUAGGGGACGGGCUGCUGCUCAGCAAAGGUGAGAAGUGGAGCCGGCACCGCCGCCUGCUGACCCCUGCCUUCCACUUUGACAUCCUGAAGCCCUACAUGAAGAUCUUCAACCAGUGCACCAACAUCAUGCAUGCUAAGUGGCGGCGCCUGGCGGAGGGUCCCGUGGUCUCCCUGGAUAUGUUUGAACACAUCAGCCUCAUGACCCUGGACAGUCUUCAGAAAUGUGUCUUCAGCUACAACAGCAACUGCCAGGAGAAGAUGAGCGACUACAUCUCAGCCAUCAUUGAGCUGAGCGCGCUGGCGGUCCGACGCCAGUAUCGCGUGCACCACUACAUCGACUUCAUUUACUACCGCACGGCCGACGGGCGGCGCUUCCGCCAGGCCUGUGACACCGUGCACAGCUUCACCACCGAGGUCAUCCAGGAGCGGCGGCUGGCGCUGCGCCAGCAGGGGGCUGAGGCCUGGCUCAAGUCCAAGCAGGGCAAGACCUUGGAUUUCAUCGACGUGCUGCUCCUGGCCAAGGAUGAAGAUGGAAAGGAACUGACAGAUGAGGACAUCCGAGCUGAAGCGGAUACAUUCAUGUUUGAGGGUCAUGACACCACAUCCAGUGGGCUCUCGUGGGUGCUGUUUAACCUGGCCAAGUACCCAGAGUACCAGGAGAAGUGCCGGGAAGAGAUCCAGGAAGUCAUGAGAGGCCGGGAGCUGGAGGAGCUGGAGUGGGAUGACCUGACGCUGCUGCCCUUCACCACCAUGUGCAUCAAAGAGAGCCUACGCCAGUUCCCGCCCGUGACCCUGGUCUCCCGCCGCUGCACCGAGGACAUCAAGCUCCCGGAUGGGCGGGUCAUCCCCAAAGGAAUCAUCUGCCUGGUCAGCAUCUAUGGAACCCACCACAACCCCACAGUGUGGCCGGACUCCAAGGUGUACAACCCCUAUCGCUUCGACCCGGACAAGCCGCAGCAGCGCUCGCCGCUGGCCUUCGUGCCCUUCUCCGCAGGACCCAGGAACUGCAUCGGACAGAGCUUCGCCAUGGCCGAGAUGCGCGUGGCCGUGGCGCUGACCCUGCUGCGCUUCCGCCUGAGCGUGGACCGAACGCGCAAAGUGCGGCGGAAGCCGGAGCUCAUCCUGCGCACGGAGAACGGCAUCUGGCUCAACGUGGAGCCCCUGCCUCCGCGGGCCUCAGCCUGA